Molecule: messenger RNA, 1846 nt
Organism: Schistocerca gregaria
Lineage: Eukaryota; Metazoa; Arthropoda; Insecta; Orthoptera; Acrididae
Product: LIM domain kinase 2-like
Exons: 5
Coding region: 131-1771 (546 amino acids)
Biological process (GO): protein phosphorylation
Molecular function (GO): ATP binding; protein tyrosine kinase activity
Source: RefSeq, a predicted model, not a curated record
UUUUUCAUGGCAGCUCGUUAGCGCUCGCUGUUCCAGAGGGCUCGACAAGACAGACUCGACUGGGGCACCUCGCAUUCUGCAUGAAAGCAGUGCUCCUAGAAGACUGUUUUUCUGGGAUUCUAAAAUAACCAUGAAACUGGCUGUUCCACCGGUCGAGGAUUGGGAUAUCAAAUGGGAGGAUAUAGAGCUGGGCGAGCAAAUAGGUAAAGGUAGCUUCGGGCUCGUCUUCAAAGCCAAAUACAUGGGCAUAGACGUGACUGCCAAACAAAUCAGUGGUGACGUUGAAAAGGUCAAAAAAUUCCACCACGAAGCUUCUAUAUUGAGAUCGCUUCGCCACCCACUAAUCGUGCUGUGGAUGGGUGUCUGCAGAUGUGGAGACAAGUUUUAUCUGAUACAGGAAUACGUAUCAAUGGGGAGUCUACACAGCAUCUUGACCAAUCACUCAAUAGAACUCUCUUGGGCUGUUUGUUCGAAAAUGGCUCUAGAAAUUUCACAAGCUACGCUUUUUUUACACAGAAAAGGAAUUUUACAUAGGGACCUCAAGGCGGAAAACGUACUCGUCGAGGGCUCAGAAUACGAUCUGUCGACAACAGGCUUUUUUGGAAGGUGCAAAGUCGCCGAUUUUGGGUUAUCGACCCUGCUCAGCGACGAUGAAGUACCCAUGUCUGAGGUCGGUACACCGUGGUGGAGGGCACCGGAGCUGUCAACGCAUCAUUACGGACCAGCUGCGGACGUGUUCAGCUUUGGGAUUUUAUUGUGCGAAAUUAUUACGAGAAGAAAUGGAGAUGACAUUCGCGCCGGAAUGACGUAUGAAAGAAACAGGUUGGAUUUCGCGACAGACCCAGAGUUGUUGAUGAAGGACCCAGAACUCGGCCCUUUGAUGGCGAUGAGCCCGCCUGGUAUGAAGGACCUGGCGAUGAGGUGCUGUAGAGAGGAUCCAAACGAACGCCCGAAGACAGAACAGUUGGUGCAGGAGUUGGAGUGCCUGUCCCUCAAGUUUGUCGAGCUCAGCAAAUACUGCUUCUCGAUGUUAAAGAAGCUUCUGCUGGGCUCGGACGGCAACGACAGCUACCACGAGGACAUUUUGCCUCAGUUAAUUUAUGUACCAUAUAAAAUCUGGGUAACCGCUGUUGGUGCGCUGAUAGAGAAGGACACAGACGUAGCGCAAUUAAGAGUACCUGCAGCUCGAGUCUUCGAUCUAAUUGAAAAACGCCUUCAGCGACAGAUGGGCAGAUGUCUGGACGAACUAGGAAAACAGUUUCUGUCUAAGGUGAUGAAGGUCCAGGGCAAAAACCCGCCCAUCGAUAUCAAAGAUUUUUCUCGACUAUGGAAGUGGGUUUCCGUUUUCGAAAGAAGCAUUCGACAUCGCACCGUUCUGCCCUUGUUUCGCUACGGAUUUAUACACGGAUUUGUGUAUAGCCGUACAGCAAGGCAACUCUUAUUAAAUCACGGCGUCGACGGCACAUUCAUCAUUCAUUCCAGCAGCAGCCAGCCAGACUCCCUAAUUGUAUCUUACUUACACAAAAAAAAACUGCAUCAAGUACGUAUCAAAUUAGGAGCUCUGGACGAUCCGAGGGGCGGCCACUUCAUACUCAAGAACAGCAAAUUCAAAACCUUAACAGAAGCCCUGAGUCACAUCAGCAACUUUCACGCCACGACGCAGCGCCCUGUGCUACAGUAUGUCUAUCCAAAUCGCCCGAUCGACGCACCAGAAUUCCAAAAGGCGCUGCUGGAAGUAGAGCGGUGCCCUGGUGUCAGUCGACCUCUAUGAAAAACAUAACUUUCCUCACGUAUCUUGUACAAGUUAUAAAAAAUCAAGCGGUCCUGUACUCCCGCCUUUUAUGCA